Talaromyces atroroseus is the source of this 576-nucleotide messenger RNA. RefSeq lists its product as hypothetical. Gene Ontology annotation, cellular component: Ino80 complex. NCBI's taxonomy places the organism in Eukaryota, Fungi, Ascomycota, Eurotiomycetes, Eurotiales, Trichocomaceae. Gene Ontology annotation, biological process: chromatin remodeling. The coding region runs from base 1 to 576 and encodes 191 amino acids. The transcript has a single exon. The record is from RefSeq and is a predicted model, not a curated record.
AUGCCUCCCGCAAACGCCACUUCCGACGAGCAUCAACAGCUCCUUGACUCUCUAGACAUCGCGCCCCUUCCACGACCCUUCCGCAACCCUAGCUGGAAGCCAUCGCAGCGCCGCAACAAGAAUGUGAAGCAAUUACUCUCAGAAUCAUCGCGCAAAGAAGCAUCUUCAAUGGCCACUCAGGUCAAUUCAGGAGCCACAACCCCUUUCGCAGUCAGCACAACAGACGGCUCCCAAACGCCCGCUGUCGGCAGUGCGUCGUCCUCCACGCGUCCACCCAAUAUCGCACAGGCAGCUCAGAAUUUAUCAACUCUGGUACUAGAGAAAAACCUGAAAGCGUCCAUGUACUUGGGAGCCGGCCCGGCAGUCACAUACACAAACAUUGAGUCUGCGCCGUCUCUGAGUCCUGCACACCAGCACCGCUACUGCGAUCUUACCGGUCUGCCAGCGCCCUACACGGAUCCGAAGACGAGACUCCGAUAUCACAAUAGGGAAAUUUUCGGGGUUGUGAGAACGCUCGGUCAAGGUGUUGCAGAGAACUAUCUGGAAGCGAGAGGAGCUCAUGUCGUGCUGAAGUAG